AUGGACCACUUCGACGCAACUUCGCUGCGUUCCUACCCCUCCACUGUCGCAUUGGACAAUUUCCCCCCUUCAGAUGCGCCUUCGCCAUGGCGAACAUCUACGUCUUCCGCUUCCAUCAGCGAAGAUGAGUCGCGAGAGGUGCGCAGACGACGACCCAGCGAAAUCCUUCUCGGAUUCCCUCGUCCCCCUAGUCGUGCACAUAUCACGACAAAAGCUCUGGUCUCGAGGCCGUCUGUCAAAACACUUCGUAGGAACUAUAUGAUUCAUGAGCUUCCUCUUCUUCACCAGCCGAACCCUUACUAUGACGAAUCCGACGAGUUCAAUCCUGUCUGUGACCCUGGCUUGUCCUAUGAUCUUAUUGCACCGCAGCACGAUACACAAGAGGCCCCGCCACUUCAUGCUCUCGAAAAGAUCGCCGAUCUCGUUUUCUCAUCGGAGCAUAUGCUUACCAUUCUGCACAACCCGCGCUAUCUAGCGCAAUUUCGCGAAUUUCUUCUUGAGGAGCGUCCACGCUCUCUCCACAGGUUGACUUACUACUUGACCGCGCGUAAAGCCCUCAAGGCAAUCGAUUACGCGAAUUGCUUGGUGCGAUGCUUUGUCGAUGAUGCUCAGCCGAAAUCAUCGGUGUUUUCAAUGUCAGGACAGAAAAUCGGAGAAAUCACCCAUCCUGCACUGCAACAGCGGGUACAGGAGGCCUUGAAGAUGCUUACUGAUGAGGAACUCCCUGCGUUCAUUACCUCGCGCUGCAUAGGAAUUACCAGUCGCGUGGUGGAGGAAAGGGUCAGGGGGACCCUACCCAAGAGGUUCCAGAGAACGGAGGAGGAGAAGGCACUGGCGGAGGUGUUCUGUCUUACAGAUCCGUCGAGACGUGAUAAUCCGAUUGUUUUUGCUUCUGAGGAAUUCCAUCGCACGACGCAGUAUGGCAUGGACUAUGUGCUUGGACGGAAUUGUCGGUUUUUGCAGGGACCGAAGACGAAUCCUAAUAGUGUGCGGAGGAUCAGGGAGGCAUUGAACGCCGGAAGGCAUCAUUCGGAGUUGUUUCUGAAUUACCGUCGAGAUGGCUCUCCUUUCAUGAAUCUUCUUCAGUGCGCUCCACUAUGCGACAGCCAUGGUAGAGUGCGCUACUUCAUCGGGGCCCAGAUCGAUGUCAGUGGGUUGGUUAUGGACGGUGUCCAGAUGGAGUCACUGCGAGAUUUGCAAAAGCAGCAGAUGAGAGACGGUGUGGAAGUGGCAGAGGCACCAAUUGGUAUCCAAGGAGACGAGUUCCGUGACUUGAGUGAGCUAUUUAGUCCACGAGAGCUGAAGGUCACUCAAGACAUUGGAGGAAGUCUUUUCCAACCCAUGACUUCCCCGGCAUUGCGUAAUAGCUGCCGGACAAGGUGGUCUGUUGCUGAAGGUGAGGAAUCUGUCGAGGACGAUGGGAUAAGAGAGAAAGAUACCAAGAUGGGGACGGCGUUGGUUGGUGUAUAUGAAAAUUAUCUUCUUGUCCGUCCAUAUCCAUCCCUAAGGAUAUUGUUCACUUCGCCCUCGCUGCAAAUACCUGGAAUACUGCAGUCCUCCUUUCUCUCUAGAAUCGGGAGUAGUGCAGCAGUUAGGGAUGAAUUACUGCAUGCAUUGAUGAGUGGUCGGAGCGUCACAGCAAGGAUCAAAUGGUUGAAUAGAUUUAAUGCACAGGGAAGGGACAGAUGGGUUCAUUGCACACCGCUGCUGGCGAGUAAUGGGGAAGUAGGAGUUUGGAUGGUGGUGGUUGUAGAUGACGAUGAGUGA
Messenger RNA from Aspergillus eucalypticola CBS 122712, 1767 nucleotides. RefSeq names its product white collar. Bases 1 to 1767 code for a protein of 588 amino acids. NCBI's taxonomy places the organism in Eukaryota, Fungi, Ascomycota, Eurotiomycetes, Eurotiales, Aspergillaceae. The record is from RefSeq and is a predicted model, not a curated record. The transcript has 4 exons. Gene Ontology annotation, cellular component: nucleus.